UACCUUGAUUUCCUUGCGUGGAUACCGACAUUGACUGCCUCGUUCGUUUUUGUUUUCAUUCUAUGCUAUAUUUUAAACGAAUUCUAGCUAUAACUAUACGCUAUUCGAACGCUUUUUCUAUUAUGUAUAAAUCUAAAUUGCCUAAAUAAAUUUAGCAAAUCUGGAUGUGUUUAGUGAAACAAUGAUAACCGCCUCGGAACCUUUGGAAUUUAUUCCACGGGGUCGUCAGGCGGUGGACGAGCAUCCAGGCCCCUUGGUGUUGAAAAAACCGGUAACGGUCCCGUCCGAUUUUAUUCUGCUGCAGCGGAUGCAGGAUGUAAACAUUUCGUUGGACGAAAGCCCUACCGAAUUUUACAUGGUGCGAGAAGUUUACAGUGAGCUAGAACAUGACACUGGAUGCCCAGGUUUUUUAUUGGAAGCCAAUAUAAACACCGAGGAAGAGUUGUACGUGAAAGGCAAUACGGCAGUUUGGACGAAAGCAGUCAAUGGCGAACAAGCAGCUCCGCAUACUUGUUUAACUUGCGAAAAUACAAUCAAGUUUGCAUUUUUCGGGCCAGCUGAAUUUUUCUGUUCCGAUGAGCUAGAAGAGAAGCGUACAAAAAGGCAUAACCCUAAAGUUACGAAAACCGGAGUGUGUUUAUUGGACGGAAACACACUCAAAGUUUAUUGUAGUAAUGGCGAGAAUUUUAUUACCAGUGUUGAGUGUCCGAUUUCAAACGUUUGGGUGACGAAGCGUGGUAUUCUGCUUGAAAAGGAAUCUUCCAGCUCUAUGUUGGAUGCGCAUUCAAUUCCAAUGCCACGGUUGUUUUCGUUGACUCACCCGUUGGAUGAGAUGUGCCCUGUUUUAAUAAAAAUGAGUACCGCAACGGUCUAUUUGACGGAGGCUGAAUACCGUGUGGUUUUUUGUUGCGAAGAGAAUGAUUUAGUAUUGAUGUUUGAUGGAAAAACCGGAAAACAUUUUGUCUGUCUUCUUCGCAAAGCCACCGAUAAUGAGAAGAACUCCGUUGGAUGCGAUAACGACAGCGUGCACAACUCAUAUAGUGCCUUCAAUGUUAGUAGUAGUAGUAUAUAUCAGCAUACCACUCCUUUACCGGUUGCUAAUACACCUCAACCGUUAUACAAAAGCUCUCUUCUAGCUCGCCAUAGUGCAUCAACUACUGGGCGGCAUAGUCUGGGAGCAACGUUCAAUAGUCCGUACGUUAGCAAUAUACCAACCGGACUGACCAGUUCAUUUAAUUUGAAUGUCACCGGCCUUGGUUCAGCUAAUCGUAGUCAUCUGCCGUCUCAGUCACAACUUAGUUUCCCAACCCCUCUGUCGAAGUUACAAUCUUCGUUGGGAGCAUCAAUCUCACUACUGGAUGUUAGAAAGAUUGGACAAGCCGAACCUUCCAAACCGAUUAUCCCCGAGUAUUGCUUGGAACAUUUGUGGACUGAUCAUUCGAACGCUCGCAAUGAUCUUCGCGAAGUGGCUUCAACUGGAUUUUUGCACAUAGAUAUUGUCGAUCACUACUACCUGUGUUAUCUUUUGCCUCGUUCGGAAAUAUUGAAGCUGGUACGAUGUAAUAGGAACUUUUCGGGCACUAGCGCGAUAUCUUCAAGCGCUGUACCAGUACACAUUCCAGCUAAAAGCGCAGUUUCACUUAAGCGUCUAAAUAUGAUUGCAGUUCUAGCACCUUGCGGAACAUUAAUGCUGUACACAGGACCGGUUCAAGUGGGCAAAGUACAUGUAGCUGGUAUUCUGAGUAGCUUCGUCACAUCCAGUGCACUAAGUAAUUCUUUUGGUAGCUCUCAAGGAUUUCCACGACGCAGCAGUUUAUUGCCAUCGGCAGUCGCUCAAGCGGAGUCCCGUUUUGACGAAGAAUUACAUAUGCUCUCCCCGGUGCAGCCCUUACAACCAGCAUCCAAUUUGUUGUCCUCCGCUCGAUUGAAUAACUGCCAGAGUGUAAGAGAUGGAACAGGAAAUCGAUUGACGCUAGUAUUUUCCAGUGAAAAAAUGUUCCGAAUGUCGCUGCCGGUAAUGAGUGAAUCUCAGUUGAUGUCGCGCUGUUUGUUGGCACUGCGGGAAGCACUCCCGAAGAAAAUAGCUUUAGAGCUUCUGAUUCGGUGGUAUGGUACGAGAAACGCGCCCGGAUCAAAGGAUUUUAGUGGUAAUCGCGAAUGGGAAAUUUUUCGGGCCAUGCUUUUCCAGCACAUGGGUAGACCAUUUCUUCCGCCUGAGAAAAGUCCACUGAACAAAUCUAACUCUAAAUCGUCGUUUGAUGAACCGAAAAAAAGGCGCAAGAGUGAGAAUUGUCGUGGAAGUGACAAUGAUUGGGAAUUUCUAUCGAAACAUGGAGACAUACAAACAGUUGACGAGCAAGGAUCUGAAUCCGCUGAAUUAGGAGCUUACAACUCGGACAAGUUUUUAUUUGAAUACAUCCCAAAAAUCUUAACAACGCUUCAUUUAGUUUACGAAGAUAUGAAAUUGGAUCCUUUGCUAAAAAGCGAGCUUAAACUGCUUGGAGCGUUCUUAUAUGAAAUUGCACUUGAUCUCAAAGUUGAGAAAUUUCAACUACAUUAUUAUCUUGACUUUCCACAUUUGAUUAGUCUUCGCUCUUACUGCUUUGUUACGAAGCAGGAUACCGCGAAGUUUGUUAAUGUAGCAGAACAUGAAUAUGAAGACAUUCCAAACAUAUUCCAAUACGUUCAUUCGUUGAUUGCAUAUUCUGGGAACCAGUUUUCAACUCCGUUCCCCUGCUUUGAUAAUAUUAAUAAUCGCACUAGAGACGUUAUUCUUAUUGUUGCUUAUUUGUAUCGUACCAAAGGGCUUACAACAUGGAUAGCAGAACAGUUGGAAAAACUCUUAGACAAUUCAAAUCUUCUUGUGACCGACGACGUGGAUAUGACAAUGGCCAACGUCGUAAUGCAAGUACUGAUUAAACGUGGAUAUAACCGUUUGAAAAUAGAAAAACUACCCAUAAGCAUCCACUAUUUAAUCGCUCAAUUUCUGGAAACGAAUCGUAAUAAACCGUUGAACAUCUACGAAGCCGAGGUCUACGAGUUGCUCCUCAGGCCAGAGCUACUAGCACAUGUCACUUUUGACGCCCAGAUCCAAUCGAUUCGGACGAAAAAAACAGCAAGUGGUUUAAAAGAGCAAUCUUUAUCGCUCCGACGCAAGCCACAGCCGGAGGUAAUUCCAAAACACGAAGCUAAACAAGAGGAAAGCGGAUUGGAGAACAUGGAUACAAAAUUAUUGAGAUUGAGAUUUCCGGAUGAUUUGAGGAUCAAUGACGUGAAAUCGUUUCUCAACAGUUCCCAGUCGGUGACAAUAGAUAUCGUUCAGGCUCCUAAUGUUUCAGAUCAUGAAUUCAUCGAAGAACAAGAAAAACAACUAUACGCACUGUGUAUCCGUACGAUGGCUCUGCCUCUUGGCCGUGGUAUGUUUACGUUGAGAACUAGUCGACCAACCGCAACACAAAUCUUACCGAUUCCAAAGCUGUGUCUCACUGGAAAAGAAAUACAUCGUGGUGCAACUAUUGAAAUUCAGCAGUUAGAAGUGCCUCCAAACAUGAAUCUGUGGCCAACGUUUCAUAAUGGCGUUGCCGCCGGGUUGCGAAUUUGCUCCGAUACUCCAGACAUAGAUUCGACCUGGAUUACCUACAACAAACCAAAAGGAUCUGCUGAAAUACCGACGGAACACGCUGGAUUCUUGAUGGCGCUUGGUUUAAACGGUCACUUAAAAACGCUUUCAUUCAUGAGUAUCUACGAAUAUUUAGUGAAAUGUGAUGAAAUGACCAGUUUAGGAUUAUUGCUUGGAAUCUCCGCAACUCAUCGUGGCACAAUGGAUACAAAAACAACUAAAUUGUUGAGUGUCCAUAUCGAGGCUUUGUUGCCACCAACAGCUGUGGAGCUGGACAUUUCGCAGAACAUUCAAGUAGCCUCGAUAAUGGGUAUCGGCCUUGUUUACCAAGGUACUGCUAAACGCCACAUAGCGGAAGUACUGCUACAGGAAAUCGGCCGACCACCAGGGCCUGAAAUGGAAAAUUACGUGGAACGUGAAUCCUAUGCCCUAACAGCAGGGUUAGCUCUAGGGUUGGUAACACUGGAACAGGGUGAAAAAUCAACCGCACUACGCGACUUGGACAUUCCUGACACUCUUCAUUAUUACAUGGUCGGUGGCAAUAAACGUCCUUUGAUAGGAGCUCAGAAGGAGAAAUAUAAAUUGCCAUCAUUCCAAAUUAAAGAAGGAGACACGGUAAAUAUCGACGUGACAGCUCCUGGGGCUACUUUAGCUCUCGGUUUAAUGUACUUUCGCACAAACAACGAAGCUAUUGCAAACUGGAUGAAACCGCCGGAUACAACCUACUUGCUCGAUUUCAUUCGUCCUGAUUUGCUAUUGCUUCGAAUCGUGGCCAGGAAUCUAAUCUUGUGGAAUAGUAUUGAUGCUUCUACCGAAUGGGUCUACAGUCAAAUACCGCAAACGUUAUCAGAACUAAUAAAGAACCGCCUCCAGACCGAUGAACUACAACAGCCAACUGAUUAUGAAGCACAAUGCCAGGCUUACUGCAAUAUCGUUUGUGGCGCUGCUAUAUGUAUUGGACUGAAAUACGCUGGAUCUGCAGACGAGCGUGCUUUUAGUACUCUAAACUAUCUACUGAAAUACUUUUUAGAAGUCCACGGUCGUCCAUUCGGAGAUUAUGCUGGCAAACAAACUAUAGAAAAUUGCACCAUUAUGAUUCUUCUAUCAGUAUCCAUGGUGCAGGCUGGAACCGGCGAUGUUCGAGUUUUGAGAAUUAUUCGCAUGCUUCGUUCUCGUUUUGGUCAGUGCCACGUAACGUAUGGAUCUCACAUGGCUAUUCAUAUGGCGCUGGGUUUUCUAUUUCUUGGUGCCGGUCGAUUCACACUAUCUCGAUCUCCGGAAUCAGUUGCAGCAUUGAUUUGUUCGAUUUUUCCAAAGUUCCCGACUCACAGUAACGACAACCGGUAUCACUUGCAGGCAUUCCGCCAUUUGUACGUGCUGGCGGUAGAACCUCGAUUGUUUCUUCCACGAGAUAUAGACAGUGGCAAACUGUGCCUCUGUGAGAUUCAUUACUUAGAAAAAGGAAAAAGUGAACCCGUGAAACUUCUAGCCCCGUGUAUGUUACCGGAACUCCGUACGCUCAGUAAAGUGUAUGUAAACGAUCCUAACUACUGGCACGUAUAUUUUGACCAAGAAAAUUGGGAGAGUUUAAAGAACAUACUGAGAGCCAGCGGAUGCAUCGACAUCAAACAACGUGCUGGUUGUUUGUCAUACCUAGAAGAUCCUAAUCGACUCAAAUCCAUGCUCAGUCACACGUUAACUACAGACAAGUAUAAUUCAUGGAAAAUCGAUGCUAAUAAUCUACUCGCGUUUUCGACGGACCAACGGAUCUCAAACAUUGCUACAAAGUUUCUACUGCUACCAAACCGUAACGAAAUUGAUGAAAUCGAAUUGGUUUCUUCUUCCGAACAAAAUAUCAUCCAAAUAUUGGUACUACAGACUUACUACUGCCUAACACAUGACAAAAUGCACGGAUUGUCUAUAUUCAUGAAUUUAAUGAACCUAAUAAUCAACUUCGACACAAGUUGCAAUAAUUCGGAGCUGUGGCAGUUUCGAAUUCUGGCAGCUAUCAUAGCUCGACGAAAAGCUAUCGCAGAAGCUGAUUUGCUGUUAUCACAAGAUAUGCUUCAAUCCUUGAUUGAUCGUAUAUGUAUGAAAAUGGAAGACCUAAUGAGAGAAUGUUCACAUUUGAUUCGUUCAUGUAUCAUUGGAAUACCUGAGGAACAUACCCUUACCGAACUACUGUCCAAAAUAGGUUCGGAUGAUCAGCUUCGCGUUGCCAAGCUAAUUAUGUUUUACGAUCUGCCUAUUGUGAUGCUCAAGAAGGAUAUACUGAGGUAUCUGGGUGAAACAGAUUUCCUACAAUUCGUUUUUGGAUUUAAGCAGUAUCCAAAACUUUCAACGCGAACGAUUUGUUGUAUAGCUGAUAUGAUUGGACUUACAAAAUGAUACGAGCGUUGUUAACCGUAAGUGCUGUGUUUCACGCAUUAAAGUGAGAUAUUGAGAAAUGGUAUCUAUAAUAUUA
Topomyia yanbarensis is the source of this 6083-nucleotide messenger RNA. It is a transcript of the gene shtd, whose product is annotated as anaphase-promoting complex subunit 1. Gene Ontology annotation, biological process: protein K11-linked ubiquitination; anaphase-promoting complex-dependent catabolic process; metaphase/anaphase transition of mitotic cell cycle. The record is from RefSeq and is a predicted model, not a curated record. Gene Ontology annotation, molecular function: molecular adaptor activity. Gene Ontology annotation, cellular component: anaphase-promoting complex. Lineage: Eukaryota; Metazoa; Arthropoda; Insecta; Diptera; Culicidae. Bases 182 to 6007 code for a protein of 1941 amino acids. The transcript has 7 exons.